Molecule: messenger RNA, 1125 nt
Organism: Anopheles marshallii
Lineage: Eukaryota; Metazoa; Arthropoda; Insecta; Diptera; Culicidae
Gene: Prps
Product: ribose-phosphate pyrophosphokinase 1
Exons: 7
Coding region: 1-1125 (374 amino acids)
Biological process (GO): ribonucleoside monophosphate biosynthetic process; 5-phosphoribose 1-diphosphate biosynthetic process; purine nucleotide biosynthetic process
Cellular component (GO): cytoplasm; ribose phosphate diphosphokinase complex
Molecular function (GO): magnesium ion binding; ribose phosphate diphosphokinase activity
Source: RefSeq, a predicted model, not a curated record
AUGCCAGUGCGAUCAUCUCACCCGAUUCGCGCCAGAACGCUUGUCCGUAGCAACUUGGAGAAGGCAUCCGUUAUCAGCAACAUCCUACAGUCGAGGAUGCCCAACAUUAAGGUGUUUUCUGGUUCGUCCCAUCCGGAUCUUGCCUCGCGCAUCGUCGACCGGCUCGGUAUCGAUCUUGGCAAGGUAGUGACGAAAAAGUUCAGCAACUUGGAAACCUGUGUCGAAAUUGGUGAAUCCGUUCGUGGAGAAGAUGUGUACAUCGUGCAGUCCGGUUCCGGCGAGAUCAAUGAUAACUUGAUGGAGCUGCUGAUUAUGAUCAAUGCGUGCAAGAUAGCAUCGGCGUCCCGUGUGACCGCGGUCAUACCAUGCUUCCCGUAUGCCCGACAGGACAAGAAAGAUAAGGUAUGUUUAGCCAAACAAAGCUGCAACAAUCAAUCCACAGAGCUCAUGAAAACCAAUGAGUGGAAGUUCCGGAGCCGUGCUCCGAUUUCCGCCAAACUGGUUGCAAACAUGCUUUCCGUCGCUGGUGCCGAUCAUAUUAUUACAAUGGAUUUGCACGCUUCACAAAUUCAGGGUUUCUUUGAUAUACCGGUCGAUAAUUUGUACGCCGAACCGGCUGUAUUGAAAUGGAUCAGGGAGAACAUUGCCGAAUGGCGUAACUCGAUCAUCGUGUCACCGGAUGCGGGCGGUGCGAAGCGCGUUACCUCGAUCGCAGAUCGGUUAAACGUGGAGUUCGCGCUGAUCCACAAGGAACGCAAGAAGGCGAAUGAGGUCGCAUCCAUGGUGCUGGUCGGUGAUGUGAAGGACCGGGUUGCGAUCCUGGUGGACGAUAUGGCUGACACGUGCGGCACCAUUUGUCACGCCGCCGACAAGCUGGUCGAGGCUGGUGCGACGAAAGUGUACGCCAUACUAACGCACGGCAUCUUCAGUGGGCCGGCCAUCUCGAGGAUAAACAAUGCCUGCUUUGAGGCAGUGGUGGUGACGAACACGAUUCCGCAGGACGGUCACAUGAAGGAUUGUCCCAAAAUUCAGUGUAUCGACGUUUCGAUGAUGUUCGCUGAGGCUGUCCGUCGGACGCACAACGGCGAAAGUGUGUCAUAUCUGUUCUCAAACGUUCCUUACUAA